UUGUCCAGGAAGCGGGAGGCUCUCAGAGAGCGAGCUGACUUAGGAGCUGACUGCGUGAGAUGUUUCUGGGAGAGAGACCCCAAGCAGAGGGCCCUGACCACUGAGCAAGCACUCUCUCUCCUGGUUAUCCCCUGCCUUUCCCCUUGCCGUUGCCUGAGCCCAUCCUGAUCAAGGGUGAGCCAGUGGGGAUUUGGAGCUGGGAGGAGAUGGUUGGGUCAUCGCCCUGCUUUCUAGCUCCCCUGAUUGGCAAGUCCUCCUGGAAAUGAAUGGGGCAGAGGCUUUCCCUGAUGGAGUCUCACUGCCCUGGGGAUCUCCUUUAACAGACUUCUUGGGUGAUGAUUUCAGCAAAGGGGGAGAGAUUAAAGGCCCUUUGCAUCAAUCUGGACCCAUUCAAGGCUGUGAGAGCUUAAUUCCUCUGCCUCCUUCCCUGGUUCAGAACCUCCCCCACACUGGUCAAUUAAGAUACUGAAUUCACUUUCCCUCCUAAAACCGUAACUCUGCUACCUGUGGUAACAUCUCCAGGGUUCAUGAACCCCUGGGAGGACCUGGUAGCUUCAGGGGAGCAGACAGAGGGAGAAGUAGCAGCUGUGUCCUCUAAACAAUAAAAACAGAGAAGAUGCAGUCAUCCCAGGGGACCCAGGCUGGGUCAAGCCUGAAUCACCUUUUGGGGAACCGGAAGCUGAUGGCCAUGGGAGCUAUGGUGGGAUGGCUGCUGAUGGUGCACCUACUGGUCAACGUGUGGCUGCUGUGUAUCCUCUCAGUAUUGCUGGUGGCUCUGGGGGGCUGGGUGGGCUCACAGGCUAUGAUGGGGGUCACUGGCCGACUGCAUUUAGAGCGCUUCAUCACACUGUCAAGCUGCCCUACCAGCCCUGAGGCCGAGAGCCAGCUGGACCAAGAGAUCGACCACACCAUUCAGAAGAUCAUCCGGGACUUUGUGUCUUCAUGGUACUCUACAGUAAGCAAUGAGCCAGCCUUUGAGGAGGAGGUACGGGCGGCAAUGACAGGUAUGGCCCAGGAGCUCAGGAGAAGGAUGGGAAUGGUGGACAGACAAGACCUAACCCACAGGGUUCUGACACUGUGUGGCUGCCACCUGCAGAGCUACAUGAAGGCAAAGGAGGCCACAGGGAGGCUGGGUGUCCAAGCUGAGCCAUCUCAACUUUGGGAAGCAUACUGCCAAGCCACUGCCUCCCACCCUGCUGUGCAGAGCCCCAGGGCAGAAGUGAACUAUGCCAGGGGCAUUGUGGACCUGAUACUCCAGGGGCUGACACCCAAGCCCCAUCUGGAAACCAGGACAGGGCGCUAUGUGGUUGUGGAGCUCAUCACAUGCAAUGUGCUCCUGCCACUCAUUAGCAAGAUGUCUGAUCCGGAUUGGAUCCACCUUGUACUAGUUGGCAUCUUUUCCAAGGCCAAAGCAGGCACAACUGAAGAGGCUGAGUCAGCCUGCCCAGCAAAGCAACCCAAUCAGCCCCUGGUGCCCAGGUCCUUGCCACUUACUAUUCCAGUGGAAAAGCUGCCCGAGAUAAGAAGUCUCUCUCCAGCAGGAGCCUUGACACUUCCAAACUACAGCGGGCCAGAGAGGCUAGGAGGGCACUCCCCAGAGGUGGAAGAAGGCCAAGAGGCUCUAGAAGGAGUACUGAAUAUGGAAUCAGAGGGUAAAAAGUCAGGAAACAGUGCAUCCCACUUUCUGCAACCAGAUACCCGAGGGCCCCUGUUCUUGUGUGAGGACUCAGAACUGGACUCACCUCUUUCUGACCUGGGCAAAGACACAGAUUCUAUCAUGCUCAUGACUCCCAGCGACUUCCUCACUGACAGGCUUCAGGAUGCCCUAACUGCCCUGGAGGGUGGCACAGAGGCUCUGGAGCCGGAGGAAGGAGAGGGACCUGAAGGUACAGAAACUGAGGAAGGUCCAGAGGUAGACGCAGGCUUGUUGGCCUCCAUGCUCAAGCCCUGCCCAGAAAUCCAGAUCAACUCAGCAGAGAAAGAAGACGAACAAGAAGACCUCACCUCCCUAACGGCUUUGCUGGAAGGGCCAGAGAGAACCUGUCUUCCUCGGCCUUCAUGCCUCGAGAAGGAUCUAACCAAUGAUGUUAGUCCCCUGGACCCCAGCCUGCCCCAGGUUUUGCUCUCCUCCUCUCCACCAGGUCCCCUAAGUUCAGCCACCUUCAGCUUUGAGCCCCUCAGCAGCCCCGAUGGCCCGGUUGUCAUUCAAAACCUACGGAUCACUGGAACCAUCACAGCUCGGGAGCACAGCGGAACCAGUUUCCACCCCUAUACUCUCUACACAGUGAAGUAUGAGACAGCUCUUGACAGUGAGAACAGCAGCGGCCUUCAGCAGGUGGCCUACCAUACUGUGAACCGUCGCUAUCGAGAGUUCCUGAACCUGCAGACCAGACUGGAGGAGAAGCCGGACCUACGGAAGUUCAUCAAAAAUGUGAAGGGUCCCAAGAAGCUCUUUCCCGAUCUUCCAUUUGGAAACAUGGACAGCGACAGGGUAGAAGCCCGUAAGAGUCUUCUGGAAUCAUUCCUGAAGCAACUGUGUGCCAUCCCUGAGAUUGCCAACAGUGAAGAGGUGCAAGAAUUCCUGGCUCUCAACACAGAUGCUCGAAUUGCCUUUGUCAAGAAACCUUUCAUGGUCUCAAGAAUAGACAAGAUGGUAGUUAGUGCCAUAGUGGAUACCUUAAAGACUGCGUUUCCUCGCUCAGAACCCCAGAGCCCUACAGAAGAUCUGAGUGAAGCAGAGACAGAUGGCAAGCCUCAGACAGAGGGCAAGAAGGCCAAUAAGUCUAGGCUAAGAUUCCCAUCUAGCAAAAUAGCUCCUGUAUUAAAUGUGGCUGAAUCGCAUGAGAAGGUCUUAUAUUGCCUCCGGGAAAGUAAUGUGGAGUCAGACAUCCUGUCAAUCUCUGGGAUGGAGUCGUUUAUUGAAAAGCAGAGCAAGUUCCUGGAAAUACAGGCAGAAGAAGCCUUGGAAAAGGAUUCUGAGCAGACCCCCAAAGAAUGCACAGAUGACUGCAGUGAGAGCCCCUCAGAUAAUGCUGCUUCAGCUCCAGAUGAGAGCAACAGUGACCAAGAGUCAGAGACAGCAUUAGCUGACACAGCCCUGGACCUUCUUCUCUUGCUGAUGAUGGAGCAAUGGAGAUGGCUAUGUACUGAGAACAUGCAGAAAGCCCUUCAUCUUCUCUUUGGGACCCUGAUACAGAGGUGGCUAGAGGUACAGGUAGCUAAUCUGACAUGCCCCCAGCGCUGGGUCCAGUAUCUCCGGCUCCUGCAGGAGUCCAUCUGGCCAGGGGGCAGCCUGCCAGUGCUGCCGAAGCCUCUGAGAACACAGAAACAGAAGGAAGCUACAGAGGAGCAAGCUCUGCAAAGCCUGAUGGGAGUCCUGCCAGACUUGGUAGUGGAAAUCCUUGGAGCAAACAAGUGCCGCCUGAGCUGGGGUUUGGUCCUGGAGUCUCUGCAGCAGCCCCUCAUCAACAGGCACUUAAUUUAUUGCCUCUGGGAUAUCAUCCUGGAGUUCCUGGAUCUCAGUGCCUCUGCUGAGGAGUCUGCCACGACCACGCCUGCUCCAGACACACCAAGUAACCCCAGGAAGACAGGGGUCUCCCCCUGACUACUGAGCACUCCUCAUAAAUGUUCUGGAUAGGGCUAGAGAAAGAGAAUGAAUUUCCGAGUUGUAACGUUCAAGAUAUCUCAGCUCCCUGGGAGGCAGGACCAGAAGACUAUGCUCUCAGCAGUUAUAUGGUGAAAGCAAGAGUGACUGAGAAAGUCUUGUGGCAUAGCUGCUGUCCCCAGCAACCAAUUCUAUUGUUGGCAAAUGAUCACCCAAGUUUGCAAUUAGGGAUGAAUAUGUUACCUGCAUGCCCAUCCAUUUCCAUGGUUCCUUAAUCUCAGUUGGCUUGCUAGUAGUGGGUGGAGCCUGAUUUCUUUAGAAAAAACACUGGGAAUUGAAGAAGGGGUGGAGUACAUCCUAUCCUAUUCCUUUCUUUGCCAAUCUCUACCGUGCAAUGUUGACACCUGACUAUCACUUGGCCCCAUGCAACUCCUUUGCCACAUAGGUUCUGGUCAAAACAGAGGAAAACUACUGCCAGGUCCUCUUAGGGAAAAGACUGCCUCUCUCUGGGACCUUCCUCCCUCCUGAAAGGAAAUGAAACUCAGGGCAAUGACAUCAAGUAGCAGGGAAAGUGUAUUCAGUUGUCCUACUUGGUUUCUUCUAUCAGGAGAGGAGAGAGAGAAAGUGCUUGAUUCACUGCUAUUGGCUCCUUGUCUGUGUCCUCAUGCAUAAGCUUUCUAAGAGAAGACACUAGAUUUCCUCUUAGUCAGCAUCCUUCUACCUGUCCUGAACUUCUGGUGAAUCCCCUGAGGGCUCCUCCCCUCUCCUCCCACAUCUUUCCUGGUAAGACCUACCCUUCAGGGUUUUUUGGUUCAUUUCUGCCUCCUCAGAAUUUGGGAGGACGCUCAAGUUCCAUUUCCCUGAACCAGAAGCAUGGGAGGAAGGGAAUCUGCAGCUUCAACUUCCUGGGCCAGCAUCUAGGGAAGAGAAAGAAAAAUCUUGCACAAAGUCAAGGAUAUAUUGGUCCUCCUUAUUCUGAGACAUUUAAGGAAAUGGAACCAAGAGUCUAUGGGGCUCUUUCUUCAUCCUCUUCUAAAAGUUACAGUUCACAGCAAAAGGCUUUAGGACCUAUUUUAUUACACCACAAAAGCUUUUUCACUUCUUGUUCACAGAUGAGAAAACAGAUCUGACCUAUCAGGUUAAAUCUAUUUCCUUGGAUUAAAUAAAAGGCG
Vombatus ursinus (common wombat) is the source of this 4776-nucleotide messenger RNA. It is a transcript of the gene SNX19, whose product is annotated as sorting nexin 19. NCBI's taxonomy places the organism in Eukaryota, Metazoa, Chordata, Mammalia, Diprotodontia, Vombatidae. Gene Ontology annotation, cellular component: intracellular membrane-bounded organelle; early endosome membrane. Gene Ontology annotation, molecular function: phosphatidylinositol binding. The transcript has 11 exons. Bases 617 to 3604 code for a protein of 995 amino acids. The record is from RefSeq and is a predicted model, not a curated record.